UGCGUGCUGAGACCUAUGGGGCGGGAUUUUCUGAAAGACAGGAGGGGGAGGAGGAAGCGUACAGUUUUCAGCUGUGGGGAAGGCGUAAGUAAUGAUCAGGAACUGCAUGCUGCCUGUGUUAGGAAAAGCGUGACUGCUGAGUACUGUGCAUUUACUUGGAUUAGAGGGUGACUCUUUAACCUCACCAAUCCCAAUACGGCUCUUCCGGGACGAAAACUGUGAAAGAAAUAGCAAAACAGAAAUCUGUGUAGAGUAAAGAGCACGCAGAUGACUUUUUAAGAAGACAUCCGUCUGCUGAUUUACGUUUUGUAACACCAAAGCUGCAGCCAUGAAGAUUGCAGUGGAAGGGUGCUGCCACGGUGAGCUGGAUAAAAUCUAUGAAACAAUCCAGUUCCUUGAGAAGAAAGAGAACACGAAAGUAGACCUGCUGCUGUGCUGUGGUGAUUUUCAAGCUGUGAGAAAUGAGGGGGACAUGAAAUGUAUGGCUGUACCAAUGAAAUAUCGACAAAUGCAGACUUUUUACAAAUAUUACUCUGGUGAGAAAAAGGCCCCUAUUCUAACAAUCUUUAUUGGAGGAAACCAUGAGGCAUCAAACUACCUCCAAGAGCUACCUUAUGGAGGCUGGGUUGCACCAAAUAUUUACUACAUGGGCUAUGCAGGGGUGGUAAAAUAUCGUGGAGUAAGAAUUGGAGGAAUAUCUGGAAUAUUUAAGUCUCAUGACUAUCGAAAAGGUCAUUUUGAGCGACCACCUUACAGUAAGGACACUGUAAGAAGCGCCUACCAUGUGAGGAGCAUAGAGGUCUUUAAGUUGAAGCAGCUGAAAGAACCCAUGGACAUUUUUCUGUCGCACGACUGGCCGCGAAGCAUCUAUCACUAUGGUAACAAAAAACAGCUUCUAAAGAAGAAGGAUUUCUUCCGGCAGGAAGUAGAGGACAACACUCUGGGAAGUCCAGCAGCUUCAGAACUUCUGUUACACAUCCAGCCAUCGUACUGGUUUUCUGCCCACCUGCACGUGAAGUUUGCUGCUUUCAUGCAACAUCAGAAUAAUGUAGGAGAAAUACCCAAAGCCACAAAGUUUUUAGCAUUGGAUAAAUGCCUGCCACACCGAGAAUUUUUGCAGAUUGUAGACAUGGAACAUGAUCCUAGUAAGCCUGAGUGCCUGGAGUAUGACCUUGAAUGGUUAGCUGUCCUUAAAGCUACCAAAGAUCUUCUAAACAUAACUUCAAAGACAUGGAACAUGCCAGAGAAUAAUGGUCUCCAUGCCAGGUGGGAUUUUAGCAUGUCUGAGGAAACUAAGAGAGAAGUUUUGGAUGAUCUAGGACAUGACAUCAAGAUCCCUUGCAAUUUCAGUGUGACGACAGCAUGCUAUGACCCCAACAAUCCACAGUACAAGAGGAUGCCUACCCACAUUGUAAAUCCACAAACAACAGAAUUCUGUGCCAGACUGGGACUUGUUGACCUGAAUGUCAAAGUUCGCCAGCACGAGGAAGAGAAAGAAGACUUUGAUAUGACAGAGGAUAACGAAGCAGACAGUAUUGGGUCUGCAGAAGACCCCGGUGAAUACAGCACAGACACUUCGAUUCUCUCAACUUCUGUCAAUCCUGAUGAAAUUACAUUGGAAGAUGAUGACGAACAAGAGGAUGAAGGUAUUGCAGAAAAGUUAGGUGAACCGUCUCCUGAGUAUACCCCUGAUCUCUCAGUAAACUUUUCCAACAUUCGGGUCCUGCCUGAUUCUAUGGCUGUGUCUUCGGAUGAUGCUACAGAUUCCACUAACGAUGAGCUUGAUCGUUCUGAGAGCAGCCAGACUGAGGGAGAGGGGAAACAGUCCAACAGGCCAUUGAAGAGGAUGAGCAAUGAGAAUGGGAGUGGUGGAGUGAAGAUUAAAAGGCGAAAUCAAGCCAUCUACCAGGCUAAAGAUGAUGAAGAUGAGUAAAAGAAGCAAGAUUGAUUUCCUGUUUUCUUUAAUAAUCAUUCAUUUUCUGUCACUCUGUAAGUCAUUUGCUGACAGCAUUGUGUUUAUACAGAGCUAAAGAUUAAUUGUUAUUGGUUUAUGGGCAAAAGGUGAAUUUUUACACUUUUGUGCCUGUUUUACAUUUAUUUUUAACAGUUGCUACAUUUAGCGGCAAUGGGAGUUUUAGAGCUCACCCACUUUAUAUUCAUUCCUAUGGGAUUUUUAGAAGUGUAUUUAUCAAAUGUUGAGCUUUCACCUAUUGAUCAAUAUGAUUUUAAAAAUCCCAUAGGAAUGAGUAGAAAGUUGUUGAAUUUUCUGCGGUGAGCUUGAAUCUCGCAUAUUGAUAAAACUGCCCCUUAAAGUGGCAUCAAUAUGAUUUCCUGUGGUUUUAUAUUUUAAUUUGUCUCUGCCCAUGUUAUUUCUUCCUGUACAGUGCUGUGCAUUAGCAGCUUCUGAUAAUUUAAAAAUGUGUUUUUAUUUUGCUUUAUUUUAAUUCACUAUUUCUAAAUGCACAUGCAGUGUUAGUAUAAGGAAAUCAUGUGAAAUAAACAGGAACUGUUUUAGCAAA
This is a messenger RNA of Xenopus laevis (African clawed frog), 2519 nucleotides long. RefSeq names its product debranching RNA lariats 1 L homeolog (gene dbr1.L). Gene Ontology annotation, molecular function: hydrolase activity; hydrolase activity, acting on ester bonds; RNA lariat debranching enzyme activity. The transcript is spliced from 9 exons. Gene Ontology annotation, biological process: mRNA processing; mRNA splicing, via spliceosome. Bases 329 to 1933 code for a protein of 534 amino acids. The record is from RefSeq and is a predicted model, not a curated record. Gene Ontology annotation, cellular component: nucleus. Lineage: Eukaryota; Metazoa; Chordata; Amphibia; Anura; Pipidae.